Trypanosoma conorhini is the source of this 795-nucleotide messenger RNA. RefSeq names its product zinc carboxypeptidase. The record is from RefSeq and is a predicted model, not a curated record. The transcript has a single exon. Lineage: Eukaryota; Euglenozoa; Kinetoplastea; Trypanosomatida; Trypanosomatidae. Bases 1 to 795 code for a protein of 264 amino acids.
AUGAACACCCCAUACUUUGAGUUUCAAUCCUCUAACUUUUCGGAGGCUAACAUGUUCUCCACAGGGAAAACUGGGGAGAGCCGUGACACAUCCAGCCGUGUGACAUUGUACCAAGAGACCGGAUUGAUUCAUAGCUACACCAUCGAGGCCUCGCACGUCAUUGGGAACUCGCUGAAUUCGGUUGUAGGCCUUUCAAGCCCUUUGGUGGAAGAACCCGAGGUGGUUCAAGGGACACUAUCCCCCAAGUACACGCAAUCGGUAUUCGCCGACAUUGGAAAAGGUCUACUGGUGGCUUUACUUGAUCUCAAGGGUUGGAAUCCCUUAAGUCGCCUUCCUCUUACACAGUUUCACAAUGCCAAAGGACUGCUUGCCACGCUUCAGCGGCAAAUUCAGAUUGAAAUUGCGGAGCGAUUUUUUAAAAUGGCGUUUAUGAAUUGUGGGCAGGCGGCAAUUUCCCGAGACUCGGGUGGGGAUCCGCUGUGUGCCGUGAUGUCGGCUUUGAAGUCAGAGGAUAUUCCUGGUGCAAUAACAAUCAAAGAUGGUCGAGGAAUUCCCGUGGUAACAAUACGAGGACCCUUGGAGUUCUUGCCACUUGAUCAGGCCGUGCAGCUUCUGACGCGCACGCCCCCGUUGUGUCCGCCUCGUACACUACUUUGCAGCACGGGAAAACGGGCAGUAACGCAAGCUGGUGGUGGGUUGGCCGGGCGACGCUCCCUGAGUAACGCCGAUGCCGGCACUCUGGCUGCUGCUGCGCUUGCCGUGAUGGGACGAAAGUCCCUCACGGGUGCGAAUUGA